Molecule: messenger RNA, 614 nt
Organism: Fomitopsis serialis
Lineage: Eukaryota; Fungi; Basidiomycota; Agaricomycetes; Polyporales; Fomitopsidaceae
Exons: 1
Coding region: 176-514 (112 amino acids)
Source: RefSeq, a predicted model, not a curated record
UCUACGCACAGAACGCAGCGCGGAAGGACGUCGCAUCGCCGCCGCCCGGGGCGCGUGCGCGCAAAGCAGCCGGCUGGCGCGGGCUCUCCGUCGAUCUGCUCACGACCCCGGAGGCACAGCAGGCGGGGGACGCGGACGGCGAGGAGCGCCUAGACGGGGAGACGGUGCGCGCGAUAUGGGUGCGCUCGAAGCUCGAGCGGAGGACGCUCAAGGCGAUAUGGUGCGUCGCGCUCUUCUCUCUCUCACGGACGGACUGUGCUCAUGCGGGAUGCGGGAUGUGUGCAGGUCGGAGUGUGACCCUGCGGGCACGGGCUCGCUCGACCUCGAGGGCUUCAUUCGCGGGAUGUGGCGGAUCGACGAGGAGCUCCGGCGCGCGCAGUUGCGGAGCGGGCUCGGGCUCGCCCUCGGCCGUCACGGCUCGAUUGCGAGCAUGACCUCGCGGGGGAGGGCGCGGGUAGCAGAGGCGGGACGAGGCUGCUCCUGCGAUAGCAGGGCCGUGCAGGUGAUGGACUGACGAUGCUAGUGAAACGUGCUUAGUGCUUCGAUGGCUGUGUGGCUUUGUUAAUGUGGUGGUGCAAUGGACUUCGUGGCUGGCUCUUUGGUGUGUGAAGAUG